Vittaforma corneae ATCC 50505 is the source of this 2316-nucleotide messenger RNA. Its product is annotated as ribonucleoside-diphosphate reductase, alpha subunit. The transcript has a single exon. NCBI's taxonomy places the organism in Eukaryota, Fungi, Microsporidia, Nosematidae. The record is from RefSeq and is a predicted model, not a curated record. Gene Ontology annotation, biological process: deoxyribonucleotide biosynthetic process; DNA replication. Gene Ontology annotation, molecular function: ribonucleoside-diphosphate reductase activity, thioredoxin disulfide as acceptor; ATP binding. The coding region runs from base 1 to 2316 and encodes 771 amino acids. Gene Ontology annotation, cellular component: ribonucleoside-diphosphate reductase complex.
AUGGCCACCCUUUUGAAUCUGCAAAACUACAAAGAAGAGAUUCAGUCAUAUAUAGAUAAAUACAGGCUAGAGCAUAUAGAUGUUGCAGACUUUCUGGAUAAGAUAAGCUUAGGGACUACUCCGGAAAUGGGAACUGAAGAAUUGGCCAAGUUCUGUAGCGAGGCAGCAGCAGCACUAUUCACCACUCAUUCAGAUUAUGCCAAGCUUGCGGCUGCUAUUUUAACGACUUUCCACCAGUCAAUUACGUUAGAGAGUUUUUCAGAGAAAAUAAAGCUAAUUAAGCAGAAUACAUCUUUGUUAAAUCUUGAAAUUUAUGAAUUGAUUAUCCAGAAUGCUCCAGUCUACGAUUCUAUGAUUGAUUAUUCCCGAGAUUUUAACUUAUCUUACUUUUCAGUGCAUUCUCUUCUUAGAUCUUAUAUGAUAAAAAUUAACAGAAGGCCAAUUGAAAGACCGCAGGAUGUUUUUAUGAGGGCUGCCAUUCAGAUACACCGAAAUGACUUUUAUAGAGUCAAGCAGACCUAUGAUCUCAUUUCAAUGGGAUAUUUUACGCAUGCCACACCCACUCUGUUUAAUUCGUGUCUCAAAACGUGUCAGUUGGCAUCGUGUUUCCUCAUUUCUCCAAAGGAGGACUCGCUAGAGGGCAUUUACAACACCAUCAAGGAUUGUGCAAUAAUAUCAAAAUACUCUGGCGGAUUAGGUCUAAGUCUGCACAAUAUUAGAUGCAAAGGAUCUCCGCUCAAAUCAACAGGUGGAUACUCCAAGGGCGUUGUUCCAGUCAUAAAGAUAAUUAACGAAACAAUGAAGUAUGUGAAUCUAGGUGGAAUAAAAAGACAGAGCACAAUAGCUUUCUAUCUUGAGCCGUGGCAUAUGGAUGUUUUUGACUAUCUGGAUGUUAGAAAAAAUUCAGGAAAUGAAGAGAUGCGUGCCAGGGAUAUUUUCAUAGCCAUGUGGAUUAACGAUCUGUUCAUGGAAAGAGUUGAGAAUGACGAGGAAUGGUCACUAUUUGAUCCCAACGAGGCCAAGGGUCUGUAUGAUGUGUGGGGAGAUGAAUUCAAAAAGUUGUAUCUCAAGUAUGAGAAGACUCUUAGUAGAGUUGUAAUACCAGCACAAAAGUUGUUUAAGGCUAUAAUAAAUUCGCAGAUUGAAACGGGCACUCCAUAUAUGGUAUAUAAAGAUACAUGUAACAGAUACAGCAACCAGCAGAAUCUGGGGACAAUUAGAUCUAGCAAUCUUUGUGCCGAGAUAAUUGAGUACUCUGCAAGUGAUGAGAUUGCCGUUUGCAAUCUUGCAUCUGUCUGUUUGCCAGCAUUUGUGAAAAAUGGUGUUUUUGAUUUCAACGCUCUUCGCGAAGUGGUCAAGGCGGCCUUGGUUAAUCUAAACAGAGUUAUUGACAACAACUUUUACCCAGUGCCUGAAACUUCAAGAAGCAAUCUCAAGCAUAGGCCCGUUGGAAUUGGAAUCCAGGGAUUAGCAGAUACAUUUUCAAAACUGAGAUACCCAUUUGAGAGCCAACAAGCCCGGGAGCUGAACAAGCUGAUUGCCGAAACCAUGUAUUUUGCUGCCAUUGAGUCGUCUGCUGAGCUGGCUAUGCAAGAGGGUCCUUAUUCCUCUUUUGUUGGCUCACCAUUGAGUAAAGGUAUUUUUCACUUUGAAAUGUAUGGUGCGCAGCCAUCAGGAAUGUGGAACUGGGAAGAGCUGAGGGCCAAAGUGCUUCAAUAUGGUGUUAGAAACAGUCUGUUUAUUGCUCUAAUGCCUACUGCAGGUACAUCACAGCUAUUUGGAAACUCCGAGUGCUUCGAGCCCUAUACCAGCAAUAUUUUUACGAGACGAACCGUUGCAGGCGAAUUCCAAGUGGUAAAUACGUAUUUGAUGGAAGAUCUUGAAAGAUUGGGCAUGUGGAAUGAGGAAAUGAAAAAUAUUAUAAUUGAGCAUGAAGGGUCCAUACAAAGCAUACCUUGUAUCCCCCAGGAGAUCAAGAAUCUAUAUAAAACAGUUUGGGAAAUCAAAAUGAAGUCUGUUAUUGAUUUGGCAGCGGAUCGUCAGCCAUUUGUGGAUCAGUCAAUGUCGAUGAAUAUAUUUUUAGCCCAGCCCACAUUUGCUCAGCUGUCAUCGAUGCACUUUUAUGGUUGGAGGAGGAAGAUCAAGACUGGAAUGUACUACCUCAGGACUAAACCUAUUCUAAAUCCAAUUAAAUUCACGGUAAACCAAGAGCUAGUUGAGAAAACGCUUAGCUCAUUUGGUAACAGGUUCGACAAUACUGAUGAUAGGAAAGAAAACGACGACAACGAUAGCUAUUGCGAAGCGUGCUCAUGUUAA